CCCGCGGGGCCCCGGGGGCGGAGGGGGCGCCCGCGGGCUCUCGUCCCUCCUCAGCGCCGUGCCCUGCUGUCAUGCCACACUGAGGCGCCUGCCAUGAGCGCGCUGCCCCCGCGGCCUCCGCUUGCAUCGACGCCGCCGCCGCUGCCCGAGCCCUCCGAGGAGGCGGCUGCGGAGGCCAGGCCUCCAGGCGCCGAGGACGGCCGCGGGAGCAACCCCGACACCUUAAAGGGCUGGCUCCUCAAAUGGACCAACUACCUGAAGGGCUACCAACGCCGCUGGUUCGUUCUCAGCAACGGCCUCCUCUCCUACUACAGAAAUCAGGGGGAGAUGGCUUACAACUGUCGUGCAACAAUCAACUUAUCCACAGCUCAUUUUGACCGUGAGGAUUCCUGUAAUAUUUUGCUGUCCUAUGGGGGCAGGACAUAUCACCUAAAGGCCGGAUCAGAAGUGGAGAGGCAGCAAUGGCUCGGUGCUUUGGAACUGGCGAGGGCAAAAGCUGUCCGCAUGAUGAGCUCUCUGUCAGGAAAUCGGGAAUUGCAGUCAGUGCUCACAGGAGAUGACUCUGGUGAUGAGGAUGUACCCACCCAUUCUGACAAGAGUGAACUGCAGAACACCUUAAGCGUUCUUUCGGGCAAGUUGGAUGAUCUAAGCAUCUGCAAUGACCUUAUCUCAAAACAUGGGGCAGCUCUCCAGAGGUCGCUGAGCGAGCUGGAGAGCCUGAAAAUACCUGUCGAAAGUGGGGAGAAGCUAAAAGCAGUUAAUGAGCGGGCCACCCUAUUUCGGAUCACCUCCAAUGCUAUGAUCAACGCUUGUCGGGACUUCUUGGAACUAGCAGAAAUACACAGUCGGAAAUGGCAAAGAGCGCUACAGUAUGAGCAGGAGCAAAGGGUCCGCCUGGAGGAGACCAUCGAGCAGUUAGCCAAGCAGCAUAACAGCUUGGAACGAGCCUGCCGUGGGGGCCAAGCCACCCCCCAGUCUGACAGCCUCCCCCAGGGGGUCAAAGGGUACAUCAGUGAUGAAGAUGAGGAUACAGAGUAUUUUGACGCCAUGGAAGACUCAUCUUUCAUCACAGUAAUCACAGACCCUAAAGACAACAGAUCUGCUGAAGGUGGGAAUGAGGCAGGCCCAGUGGAUGACUGGAAUGCAGAGGAUGAUGUGUUUGGGAACACCACACGCAUCCCGGGCGUCCCGCCCAAAGUCAAGAGGAGGACGCACAUCCCUAACAAACCUAACUAUAACAUUAACCUCUGGAGCAUAAUGAAGAACUGUAUCGGCAAAGAGCUGUCUAAGAUCCCCAUGCCUGUGAAUUUUAACGAGCCACUCUCCAUGCUCCAGCGGCUCACUGAGGACCUGGAGUACCACGAGCUGCUGGACAAGGCCGUCAAGUGUGAGAACUCCACAGAGCAGAUGUGCUUUGUGGCUGCCUUCUCAGUGUCUUCCUACUCCACUACCGUCAACCGCAUAGCUAAGCCAUUCAAUCCCAUGCUGGGAGAAACCUUUGAGCUGGACCAGAUGGAAGAGAUGGGCCUCCGUUCCCUCUGUGAGCAGGUGAGUCACCACCCUCCUGCAGCUGCCCACCAUGUGUUCUCCAAAAAUGGCUGGACCCUAUGGCAGGAAAUCACCAUCUCCAGCAAGUUCCGGGGCAAAUACCUCUCCAUUAUGCCACUAGGUGCCAUUCACCUAGAAUUCCAAGCCAGCGGGAAUCACUACAUCUGGCGGAAGAGCACCUCCACUGUGCACAAUAUCAUCGUGGGCAAGCUCUGGAUUGACCAGACAGGAGACAUAGAGAUCGUUAAUCAUAAGACAAAGGAUAAGUGUCUGCUGAAGUUUACACCCUACAGCUACUUCUCAAAAGACUACACCCGAAAGGUCACCGGGGUGGUGACAGAUAGCAAAGAGAAAGCCCAUUACGUGCUGUCGGGCUCCUGGGAUGAGAAGAUGGAGUGUGCCAAGAUCAUUCAGAGCAGCCACAGUAGCCCCAGCACGGAGGGCAAGCAGAAGAUGGUCUACCAGACCCUGCCAGCCAAGCUCCUGUGGAAGAAGUACCCUCUGCCGGAGAAUGCUGAGAACAUGUAUUACUUCUCCGAGCUGGCCUUGAUCCUGAACGAACCUGAAGAAGGCGUGGCCCCCACGGACAGCCGGUGGAGGCCUGACCAGCGUCUCAUGGAGAAUGGCCAGUGGGAUGAGGCCAAUUCUGAGAAACAGCGGCUAGAGGAGAAGCAGAGGAUGAUCCGCCGUAAGCGCCUGGAGUCCAGUAGCCGCGAGCAACUGGACGAAGGGAAGGAAGCCGACCUGCACAAGCCCUUGUGGUUUGAGAAGAAGAUGGACCCCUUCACAGGGGAGGAGGCCUACAUCUACAAGGGGGGCUACUGGGAGGCCAAGGAAGAGCAGAACUGGUCCAUGUGUCCAGACAUCUUCUGAGCCGUGGCCUGCCUGCCCCGCUGCUCCUGCGAGCCUGUGGAGCUGGGCGAGGACAUAAGAAACCCAACCCUACACGAAAACGCAAAUACAACCCACGAGCAGACCAGGGAUUCAAACGUAUUUUUUUAUGCACUAAUGAAAAUCGCAUAUUGAAUCUCCCUUUCUUUUUUCCCCUUUUCUUCCUUUUUUUUUGCUGAUGGUGACUUUUUUCUUUUGUGGGAGUAGUUAGUUACUAAGUACGUCUGGGGAGGACAGGCUGAGUCUGUUUCUUUCUAGCUGGUGUGUAAGCCCCGUCCUCCCCGGCUGACUGAAGCAUGGCCUUCCAGAGACACUCAGGAGAGCAGUGGGGAGGGACGGUGUCCCUGGGGGUGUGGUUGGCCUCCUCUCCAGCUCUGAUUCGUAGUUCCUCCCAGAAAGACCCCCACUGGAAGACAGGCGUGUCCCUACGGCCGCGGCACCAGGGCUCUCGGAGGAGAAGCCUGGGCAGCCACCUCGGUCCCCCCACCUGCCUGAGGCACUCUCACUCAGGGCUCCCUAGGAAACCCCUUUUUGGACUUUGUUUGAUUUUUAAACUGUUGAUCUCACUUUCUUUCCAGCCGUGAUGUUUAGUAAAUAUUUUUAGUACAGCACUUACCAGACAGUUUUUCCAAGUGUCCUUUCUUGCCCCAGAAGUGUCCAGGCAAAGACCCGCCUUGUAAGAAACAAGGAAGUGCAAAGCCUUUAGAUUGUUGUCAGGUGGCACCUGCCCGAGGGAAGCCCCCUCCUCCUCUCCAGCAGCCCUGAGGCGGUUCAUCUUGGUGCUUCCCCAACACCUGCCAGCUCACAAAGACCACUUCUCCCUCUCCUCCGACCUUACCCGGCUUAGGCCGAGCCAGAGGACUGAGGGGCCAGGGCCUCUCUCCUUCCAGCGCCAGCAAGAGCCUCAGGUGGCGCUUUGGACAGCUCAGUGUCCAGCUAUCAAGACUUCCCCAGAUUGCCAGGAGCGACACCUUGUCCCCAGAGCUGACUGGGCACCACCAUGCUGGGCAGAGAGUGAGGAGAUGGGCUCCCACCCACGAAGGGGGAAGCCCUGAGCUCAGGGAUUUGAGCAGCCACAAGAGUGAGCUGGGACUUGCCCAGGAUCCCCAGGGAGCCUCCCAACGGGCUCUCCUGGGACCUCGGCAUCCAGUGCUUCCACCCCGAAAGAGAAAUGCCCCUCACAAGUCCCAGCAGCACAAAGAAGAGCCAGCAGCACGCAGGCAGAAAGAGACCCCCGGGCAGGGGCCUCUAGUGCAAUAUUCCCAUUCUCCCUUCUGAAUUUGAGCCAGCUAGAGGUCUACCCCCUCUCCCACUACUCCAAAACCCCACCCUCCCCCCAGCCAGAUGGGUUCUUCUCUUAAUUACGAAAGGCACAGAUGUGGGCUCAGGGACCUGGUUGGCAUCUAGUCCAGCCCCGUCCCUUGCAGAGCAGGGCAGUGCCUUGUCUUACACCCCAAACCCAGGCUUCCUUCCGCGCUCUCUACCACCCAGUCCCUCUCCCAGUCAAUCACUUGUCCAGAAUCCGGCUAGGGAGAGGCCUCAGGAGGCAGACAUCCACUGUAAUGAGGUGUCCCGAGCUCCCCUGGAGAGCAGGGUCCAACCGCGCCAGGGGUGUGCGGGUCUCUGACCGUAGGGAGCCCUGGAAUGGAAAUCGGGGCCUGGCUUCUUUUUUGUACCACCUCUUUCUGCCUCAGUUUCUCCAUCAGUAAAACAGUGGCGAGGGUACUCUUCAGUGGCAGCGUGUUAUACUGGACAGGCAUCUUCAAAGCCAGAGAGCCCUGGGUUCAAGUCCCAUGCUCAACUCUUCCUGGCUGCAUGAUUCUGGACAAGUCAUUUCAUUUCUCAGGGCUCUAGACCACUCCCUAAGACACUAGAUUGCAGAGAAGGCACUGACCUGAGUUUUCUCACCCAGAAGUUCUCUCUACUGAUGACGUCCCAGGUUGUAGCCCCUCUCCUUAACUCUCCAACACCGACAUUCCCUAGAAUAAGGACUCAUGAAUGAGAAGUGAGCACCCUGGUUACUGUCAGGCAUGGACCGGAGAAGAUUUGGGGAAAAGGGAUGGGAAGAUGAGGCCUGUGGGCAGCCACCCCCCAAGUUGGAGGGAGCCUUGUCGAGUGGCCAGCUGGUGGCCAGGGGUGCUCAGACCUGCAAGCCAGUCUCCGCAGAGCCCGGGCCCUAGGAGAGCUCAGAACAGCUUCCUCGUGAGCAGUCAGAACACAGCCCACAUAUCCCCUCCCAGUGUCUUCCCUCCUCUCUCCGCUCUUCUGCCCUCCCACUGGAUCUAAACUAGGCCACAGAAAUCAGCAGGAACGCGAUCAGCCUGGGGAACUGGCAGAGCAGAUGAGGCAGUCAGGCUGCAGAACCCCCAGAGGGCUCCUCUUGCCUGUGCGUGGAGCGGGUACCCUUCGUCUGUCUUGUGGCAGACACCUCGCACUGGGAGUGACAUCAUAACCAUGGUGACUGGGCGAUGUGUAUGUGUUAGUGGGUGCCAGUAUGCCCUCUAAUCUUGUACCUACUUGCUUCUGAUUUAUAAAUAGAUGAUAUAUAUGUACAGAUACAUAUAUAUAUAUUUGACCUACAUAGAUAUAUAUAGGCAUCUAUUUUGCUUAGAUUUCUAUAGUAAUGGAAAAAUGAUGAUGACAGAUGUUCCUGUCUGAGUUUGGUCAUACAAUAAACGCUCUGCUAAGUUUC
Molecule: messenger RNA, 5131 nt
Organism: Phascolarctos cinereus (koala)
Lineage: Eukaryota; Metazoa; Chordata; Mammalia; Diprotodontia; Phascolarctidae
Gene: OSBP2
Product: oxysterol binding protein 2
Cellular component (GO): perinuclear endoplasmic reticulum; plasma membrane; cytosol
Molecular function (GO): cholesterol binding
Source: RefSeq, a predicted model, not a curated record